AUGUUUGAAAAUAUCGCAGCUUCGAAACACAGCGCCAUUACCUGGCCCUUGUUGGUGGACUACACUAAAGCACAGUGUAAACGUGUUCUUCGAAGGCUUGAGCUCGAGGCCUAUGCAAAAGUCGUGACAGUAUUUAGAGCUCAGGGCCCCCUAACUGGUGAGAAGAAAAAGACUCUCGAAGAUCUGCAACAAUUAUUAAGCAUUGCUUCUGAUCGUCACAAAGCCGAAGUCCGCCGCGCUUUAAAUGACGAAGAACUGGCUACUAUUUCGGAAUCAAUUUGCGGUAAAGAAACGGAUGAGAAUUGGGUUCUUGAGGGGCGUCGUGUCGCACCACUUCUACGGCGUGGCGUUCCACAGACAGCCUUUCUGCCUAAAGCGGAUGCAGUCGCAAAUAAGUGGGCUUCAAUCAACAGCAAGUUGCCUAGGCCCAUCGAGACGGCUGUUGCCAAUAUAACACCUCCCAGUAUUAGGCCGAUUGUUAAAGAACAAGAUGAGUUCUUACAAGAUACGGGUGCACAGCAUCACGGUGAAAACUCAGGUGUGCUUAAAGUUGAAGUAGCAACAGCUGAUGAAAACGAUGAAAGAGAAGUAACGUCGAAUUCUGUGCCGGAGGCUGCCGUUGAGGUCACUUGUGAAGCAGAUGUUUCCAAACUCAUCCAAACUCCCCGUAAAAAGGAUGAAAAUGCGAAGUCAGUAAGUACGGCGCCACUCCAAGAUGAAUCACAUCACAGAAAUUUUGGUUCGGGACACGUCCUCCCUGUUUCGGCGCCACCAAAGAUUAGCGAAGCCAACGCGACGCAGCAGAACGUAUCGUCAAGCCCGUCCCAAGGUUCCUUGAUCACUCCUGCCACGGGUUCAAAGCGUCCCCAUCCGGAUUCAAAUCCACCUAAUCAGGUAAUUGUUUCCUCGGAAACAAUUGUACAGACCUCACAACCACCCCCAACGACUGACACUACCGCCUCUAUGAGCAAUGGCGUAAUUCCCCUAAUUUCAUCUUCCCGCAAUGUUGUCAUUCGCCAGAGCGUCGUUCCCGCCCCAAUUCCUGUCUCCCUACACAGCUCCCAAAGUAUUCAAGUAGCCAAGGUGCAAAGCACCGGCCCCAUGGUCACAGUGUCUGCCCUCAACCGCGUCGCACCGACGACCAUCGCCUCGACCACACCGGGUUUGACCACCAUGGUGGUAACUGGCACUGCCGGUGCAGCCGCCUACGUCUCCCAACCAGUGACUGCUGCGCGGAUAAUGAAGAGUUAUCCCUCCGUGCUGAGUUACCACCACGCCACUACACCCACCACCCACCUAUCCGCGUCCAGCAUUCUUGCGGACAGCAAGAGACAAGCACAGCAUCAGCAGACGCAUCCGCAGCAUUCCAUCGUGGUCCAGCAACAGAUUCACUCGACCGGGUCUACUUCUGGCAACGUCAUAGUCGUCCACCGAGGUGGUCCGAGUCGUCUGGUGGCGACGACGACGUCGGCUUCAGCGCAAGUUAGCACAACAGCCAAUCCGGCUUCAGCCAGUAGCCGUUCCUUGCGGAUUCUCCCCGUGCCCGGGUCUGCUGUUGCUCCAGCGACGUCGGCUGCCACGACUUGCGGAAACACAGCCCUCGCUCCGCUGCUUCCCGCCACACAAAUACCCUACUCUCAUCAACACCCCAGCUAUCGCGUCUCCAAUCCCGCUACCAUUGUUCAAGGCGAUUCGCAGCUGGCGGCAAGCGGGUCCAUGAAUAUAAUCAAAGUGCCGAUCAGCGCACCCGCCGGCAGUCACCCCAGCGGUAAUCUCUUGGCGCGCCCCGCCCCAGCACUGCAGGCCGCAGUAGCCACGUCAACUACGCUUCACACCGGCGCACCACUGCCGCCUCCCCCCACCCAAGCCAACUCCCCCGCUCUGGUCAGUGUUCUCGAGCCGAAACGACCCCGCCUGGCGUUUGUGCCCGCUACCGCGACCCCCUCGGCUCGGCAGUAA
This is a messenger RNA of Mesocestoides corti, 1959 nucleotides long. Lineage: Eukaryota; Metazoa; Platyhelminthes; Cestoda; Cyclophyllidea; Mesocestoididae. The record is from the annotation of a GenBank genome assembly.